AAAAAUGUUUUGGUUGGGACGAUGUGAGGCGUAAGGUUCAUCUGAACACCUUUGGAUUCUUCAAGGAUGGGUACAUGGUGGUUAAUGUCAGUAGCCUUUCCGUGAAUGACCCUGCAAGAGCCACAGACAAGGACACAAGUAUUGGAUUCAGCCUGGACCGCACAAAGAAUGACGGAUUUUCUUCUUAUCUGGAUGAAGAUAAUUACUGUAUUUUAAAAAAGCAGUCUGUCUCUGUCACCCUUCUAAUUCUAGACAUCUCCAGAAGUGAGGUGAGAGUAAGAUCUCCACCAGAUGCUGGUACGCAGUUACCAAAGAUCGUCUUCAGCAAGGAUGAGAAGGGCCUAGGCCAGAGCCAGGAGCCUGGAGCUAACCCUGUUUCAGCGGGAAACCAGACUCAGCCAAAACAAGACAGUGGAAAAUCUAAAAGAAGUACAGUAGAUUCAAAGGCAACGGGAGAAAAAUCCUUUUCUGUUCACAAUAGUGAUGGGGCAGUUUCUUUUCAGGUGGGUGAUUUCGGCGCCUCCUUUACCCUCUCUCGCCGGGUCUGCGCCUCCAGGUACAAAGGCUUCAUCAAGGACUGCCCCAGCGGGCAGCUGGAUGCUGCAGGCUUCCAGAAAAUCUAUAAGCAGUUCUUCCCAUUUGGAGAUCCUACCAAGUUCGCUACGUUUGUUUUCAACGUCUUUGACGAAAACAAGGACGGGCGGAUCGAGUUCUCUGAGUUCAUCCAGGCGCUGUCGGUGACCUCAAGGGGAACCCUGGAUGAGAAGCUUCGGUGGGCCUUCAAGCUCUACGAUCUGGAUAACGACGGCUACAUCACCAGGAACGAGAUGCUGGACAUUGUGGACGCCAUUUACCAGAUGGUGGGGAACACCGUGGAGCUCCCCGAGGAGGAAAACACCCCGGAGAAGAGGGUGGACCGCAUCUUCGCCAUGAUGGACAAGAACGCCGACGGGAAGCUGACCCUGCAGGAGUUCCAGGAAGGAUCGAAGGCAGACCCCUCCAUUGUGCAGGCGCUGUCCCUCUAUGACGGGCUGGUAUAGUCCAGGGCCCAGAGCCGGGAGAGAGAGAGACAGCGAGAGAGGGAACACAA
This is a messenger RNA of Leptonychotes weddellii (Weddell seal), 1090 nucleotides long. Lineage: Eukaryota; Metazoa; Chordata; Mammalia; Carnivora; Phocidae. The record is from RefSeq and is a predicted model, not a curated record.